This is a messenger RNA of Ailuropoda melanoleuca (giant panda), 1668 nucleotides long. RefSeq names its product methyltransferase 18, RPL3 N3(tau)-histidine (gene METTL18). Bases 347 to 1456 code for a protein of 369 amino acids. The record is from RefSeq and is a predicted model, not a curated record. Gene Ontology annotation, molecular function: protein-L-histidine N-tele-methyltransferase activity. Gene Ontology annotation, biological process: peptidyl-histidine methylation, to form tele-methylhistidine. The transcript is spliced from 2 exons. Lineage: Eukaryota; Metazoa; Chordata; Mammalia; Carnivora; Ursidae. Gene Ontology annotation, cellular component: nucleus.
CCCGGCAGGCCUUGCGAGCUCUCCGCCGGCGCCAGUACCAUAGAGAGAAAGCGGGCUGCGUUCCUGGUGAGCUCGAGCCUCGCGCGGCUGGGAAGGGAGCCGGGCUUGUCUGGCCGGCGGAGGACUCGACUCACAGAGCUAAUUUGAAAGAAGAGUGAAGACCUCUAAAAAGUCGUUUGGAAACAUCUCUAAAUAUUUGUAACUGUGAAUAAGCAUCUAAAGACGAAUUAAUCCUCAACAAAACUAACUGAAUCACUGAAGCAGGUUUAUGUGUGUGUCAUCAGUUCUAUCCGGAAGGUGAAGAAUCUUCCUUUGAAUUUAAGGAUUGUGUGCCUUUAAAGAGAGGAUGACUUUUCAAUUUAAUUUUACUAUAGAAAAUCAUCUGGGAAAUGAAUCAACACCCCUUGGAGAUGGAGCUUUGGCCCUGGAUUCCUCCAAAGGGUCUUCAGUCUCAGAAAGUAAAAAAGGUAAACAUAGGGACAAAAAAUAUUCUACAGAACAAUUUGACUGGCCUCAGGAUCAUUCGUUGGAACAUAAGCCAGUGGGAAAUGCAGCAUCCUCUCAAAACACAGACAGCUCACUCAGUGCAGGAAACAGCUCAAGUAACCUGGAGCCACAUGAAACACAGCCCUCCAUGAGUGUUGCCAAAGAGCAUCCUAUGCCUAAAGAUUUAAAGAAAGUGUUAGAAAACAAAGUCGUAGGAACAUUACCAGGUCCCCAUGUUAUUGUAGCAGUAGUGAAAACCGUCUUGUUGAAAGAGAACUUCCCGGGAGAAAACAUAGUUUCACAAAGCAUUUCUUCUCACUCUGAUCUGAUUACAGGUGUUUAUGAAGGAGGCUUAAAAAUUUGGGAAUGUACCUUUGACCUGCUGGCUUAUUUCACAAAGGCCAAGGUGAAAUUUGCUGGGAAAAAAGUGUUGGAUCUUGGCUGUGGAUCAGGGUUGCUGGGUAUAGUUGCAUUCAAGGGAGGGGCCAAAGAAAUUCAUUUUCAGGAUUAUAAUAGUAUGGUGAUUGAUGAAGUAACCUUACCUAAUGUAGUGGCUAACUCGAUGUUGGAAGAUGAGGGAAAUGACGUAAAUGAACCCGAUGUGAAAAGAUGCAGGAAAUCAAACGUAGCACAAGAAUUAUGUAAAUGCCGGUUCUUUUCAGGGGAGUGGUCUGAGUUUUGUAAGCUUGUACUAAGUGGUGAGAAAUUCUUUGGAAAAUAUGAUCUCAUUCUCACCUCAGAAACCAUUUACAAUCCAGAUUAUUACAGUACUUUGCACCAGACAUUCCUUAGAUUGUUAGAUAAGAAUGGACGGGUGCUUUUAGCCAGCAAAGCACAUUAUUUUGGUGUAGGUGGAGGUAUUCAUCUCUUUCAGAAAUUUGUAGAAGAAAGAAAUGUGUUUGAGACUAGAACACUCGAAAUAAUUGAUGAAGGACUAAAGAGAUUCCUAAUUGAAAUGACUUUUAAGUAACCGAGUUAUUGUCCACUGAGUGUCCUAAGUGAAAUAAACAGAAUAACCAAAAACUUGUUUUGAAUGUUUGACUUCUGCUUUGCUAUUAUUUUUUAAAUUAUGAUUUUUGUUUGUUUAUCCAAACAAUAUACCAGCUAUAUUAAUAACCUUGUACUUGCUAGGGGAGACUGAAUAAAUAUUAUCCUGAGCAUUUCGUGAGAUCUAGGAGAUUA